Molecule: messenger RNA, 1283 nt
Organism: Boleophthalmus pectinirostris (great blue-spotted mudskipper)
Lineage: Eukaryota; Metazoa; Chordata; Actinopteri; Gobiiformes; Gobiidae
Gene: btg4
Product: B-cell translocation gene 4
Exons: 4
Coding region: 234-1037 (267 amino acids)
Biological process (GO): negative regulation of cell population proliferation; negative regulation of mitotic cell cycle
Cellular component (GO): nucleus; cytoplasm
Source: RefSeq, a predicted model, not a curated record
AUAAACGUCAGGUGUGCUCCGUACGUGCGCACCUGAGCUCAUUUAACCCCGCUCCGCCCCGCGCACGCCCAGCGGCUCAAGCUCCUGUUUUAGCUCCUAUUUAGAGAAAACCAAGAGUUUCGGGCGCGGACAUGUCGGCCUGAUCUAUCUUUGUUUUAGUAGGUUUUGUUUUGUAGGGCUUUCCUACUUGACCAGUUUUAGCUGAUUUUAAUCGCGUUAGUUUGCACGGGGACAUGAAGGAGGAGAUCGCCGCCGCCGUGUUCUUCGUGGCGCGGCUCGUUAAAAGAUACGGAGCUCUGGGCAAUGACGACAGAGACCGGUUUGCAGCGGCGCUCACGUCGGUGCUGUUUGAGAGCUACAAAAACCACUGGCACCCGAACGCACCAUCUAAAGGACAGGCCUACAGGUGUCUGCGUGUGAACCGUGCCCGCCUCAGGGAUCCCAUCCUGCAGCAGGCCUGUGAGCGCAGCCUGGUGCAGUACCACGACCUGGGGCUGCCUCUGGAGUUCACGGUGUGGGUUGACCCUGGGGAGGUGUCCUGCAGAUACGGUGAGCGCAGUGCCCCCUUCUGUGUGUCAGUGGUGAACAGCGGUCGCCGUGGAGAUGGGGAGUUCUCACGCCGCAUCCAUGACGCUGUGGAGCGAGCGAGUCUCGAGAUCCAAUCAGGAAGUUCUUCAGAUGAAGAGGAAGGGGUGGAGCUAAGUCUGAGCAUGAGCAGUAACAGCAGCAACCAAUCAAGUGUUUGCCCCGCUCCCACGCCACCCAGCAACCCCGAACCCAAGACCAUCCCCACUGUCAGCAACCCCAACAGCGUGUACAGGUUCAGUGAGUUUGCUCCUGGAGCCCCACAGACCUGGCUCACAUACCCAAAGAGGAAGCCCUUUUCUGGGGAAGCCUUCCCACCGCUGCCCCCUCCAUCUUCAGGUCCGGCUCCACAGUUCUCAAAUCAGAAGAGCUUCAAGUCGUACAGAGCCACGUUCACCUUCAGCGGGCCCAGAGUGGAUAAGUACCAUUGGGUCAGCAAGUCCCGGUCCUAACGCCCAACUCAUGCACUUUGAAACUUAUGUUUUUUUCUUUUUGUAACAGUUUUUUGUGUCUUUAAAAAGUAACACUGAAUAAUUAUUGAAUGAUUUAAUUAAGUGCUGUUUAUGCAUGUUUUUAAAUGUCAAAUAUUGUUUUAAAAGCUCUCGAUGUAAAUGUUUUAAACUGAAAUUGUAGGAAAUGUGAAUAAAGUAAAGUUGAGCUGUUAAUGAAAAGAAAUAAAAGCGUCCUUUCAGUUCAAA